Messenger RNA from Microstroma glucosiphilum, 6492 nucleotides. Its product is annotated as kinesin-domain-containing protein. The record is from RefSeq and is a predicted model, not a curated record. The transcript has 2 exons. Bases 1 to 6315 code for a protein of 2104 amino acids. Gene Ontology annotation, molecular function: microtubule motor activity; ATP binding; microtubule binding. Gene Ontology annotation, biological process: microtubule-based movement; mitotic spindle organization. NCBI's taxonomy places the organism in Eukaryota, Fungi, Basidiomycota, Exobasidiomycetes, Microstromatales, Microstromataceae.
AUGUCGGCUGCUCGUCCAAGACUGUCCAUGGGACACAAUGGCCAGGGAGCGACUUCGGCGUCUUCUUCUUUGUCAUUGGGAGGGUCGACAGCGCAGCAUCAGCAUCAGCAGAGUAGCCAAGAUGGAGCAGGAGCAACGGCAGGAGCAAAUACUACUUCGGUCCAGGUUGCUGUCCGUGUUCGUCCGCUAAACUCGCACGAUGAGGCUACGAUUGCUCCUCGAUGGCAAAGAGCCGUGGUAGUCCCUACCUCUUCGAGCUCCGUUCAAGUUGAGCCUUCCACAGGACCUCCGGACGCCCUUGCGAGUACCUCUGGAGGGAUCAAAAGACAAGCGUGGACUUUCGAUAGGGUCCUAGGGCAAGAGGAUGGGCAGGAGCAAGUAUAUGCAGUAGCCCAGCCUCUCAUCACACACUUUCUGGAUGGAUACAAUGCGACAAUCCUUGCCUACGGGCAGACUUCAAGUGGAAAGUCCUUUACCAUGGGUACAAGUACAGCCGACGUCGACUUCGAAUCGCUAGUCGCUGGUCAGGCGAUUGACCCUCAGAUCGGAAUCAUCCCAAGAGCUGUAGCAGAAAUCUUCAAUCAAGUCAAGCAAAGUCAGCGCAAGACGGGAGCCAUCUCGUAUUCGGCCAAGGCUAGCUUCAUCGAGAUUUACAAUGAAGAGCUCAUCGAUCUGCUUGGCGACAGUGAAGGAGGCGCUCGACCGCUCGUUCAAAUCAGAGAGGACAAGGCUGGGAAUAUUCUUUGGAGUGGGCUGCGAGAGGCGAAGGUUCAAGGCGUCACAGAUGUGAUGAACCUCUUGCUACAAGGUUCUUCUAUUCGAAGGACCAACGAAACUGAUAUGAACGCCCAGUCUUCACGGUCUCACGCCAUCUUCUCGCUCACCUUAACACAGCAGCGGUGGGUCGGGACGGGUCCUCCUCCUCCUCCUACUGCUGCCUCUAGCUACCUCACCGGCGGUAGGAGUACGCCCAGUGGCAGGACCACUCCUACAGGACGUUCGACGUCGUCGGGUAUCCCACGGCCAGUCUCGAUGAUGCCUGGUGGGCUCCGCGCGCAAUCUCCUGCUGUACACAGCUCUGGGAGGGCCUCGCUUGGUGGUCGUCCCACGAGCUCGCUCAACUCCAGGAGCACCACGCCUCAACCAGGGACGCCGACUGCGGGGUCAGCUGAUGGUAGCUGGCAGAUUGUCACGUCCAAGUUCCACUUUGUGGAUCUGGCAGGUUCGGAAAGGCUCAAGCGGACUAAUGCUGCAGGUGAUCGUGCAAAGGAGGGGAUCUCGAUCAACGCUGGACUGCAUGCUCUGGGCAAUGUCAUCUCUGCCCUUGGCGAUCCUUCAAAGGCCAAGAGGACGACGCAUGUUCCUUAUCGAGACUCGAAACUGACUAGACUAUUGCAGGACAGUCUGGGAGGUAAUGCGCACACGCUGAUGAUCGCCUGUGUAGCCCCGACGGAAUACAACGUGGGUGAGACGAUCAAUACUCUUCAGUAUGCCAACCGGGCUCGCAACAUCAAAAACAAGGUCGAGCAGGGCGCAGUGGAGAUGGGCUGGGACGACAUCUCCUACCUGCAGAUGACAGUGACGCGACUACGCAAAGAGCUCGGCAUCCUCAAAGGUGCCAAAGGUAGUGGCGACGUUGCCUCCCUGAAGGCCUUGGAGAACAAGGAAGUGAUGCUGUGGCAGGGCAAAUACACUGAGAUCAGCCAGAAGCUAGCCCAGCUCACCGUCGAGCUGACCAAGUUGCAGCACAGAGGCUCUGCGGAAGAUGAUGACAAGGCCUUCCUCGCAGCUGCUGAGCCCAUCAUCAUCGAGUAUGAGCGGGCAAUUGAGGAUCUGGAGAACAAGUGCAACCUCAUGAAGGCUGCAUUGAGCCAUACCGAGGAAGUGGUCUACGAGCUCGAGAACACUGUCUCUCAACAGGAACAGCGCAUGCUGAAUGUUGAGCAACAGCUCGAGGCUCGUGAGACGACGAUCGUCGAGCUGCAAGCUCGUCUGGCAAAAGUGCAAACUCGAGAGACCGCUACAGAGGAGUAUGCGCGUGAUCUUGAAGCACGUCUGCAGUCCUUCUCUGGCAAGGACGCCGGUGAGGCAGAGGCGUCCGUGGAGCUCAAGAAGGAAAUGGUGAAGAUGAAGGAAGGUGAGGUUAGCAGAGAGCUGUACAUCAAGGGUCUUGAGGAGAGACUCGCAAAGGCAGAUGAGAGUGUCGUGACGCUUACGGCUCAAGUUGAGCGCCUGGAGAAGGACGUCGAGCGUCGAGACGAGGCGUACAAGGAGCUGCAGCAGCGCAUUGAAGCACUGAAUAAUGACGAGCAGACCAAGGCGAUCAUGGAGGAUUUCCAGAGGAGCGAGCAGUCCAAUCUAGAGCUGCGAGCUGAGAUGGACGCUCUCAAGGGGGAGCAUGACAUGGUCGUCAAGGAAAGAGGCCGUCUCAAUGAUGCUGCUGCUGCUCAUGAGCUACAUCGCGGAACCUUGGAGGACAAGAUCCGGGAGCUCGAGGCUGCUAUUGCUGCAAGCACCGCUGGCGAGGCUCGAGAUGCAUCACAGGCUGUGCCAAAUGGGGAACCCUCGCUGGCCAACGAAAAUCACGAAGAGAUCAAAGUCCCUUCGCCUUCGAUUGAAAGUGAACUUGAAGCCCUGCGUCAACAAGCGCAGAGCAGCCGUGAGGGCGAAAAGCAGGCCAAGGACGAGCUAGAAGCGAUCAAUGUCAAGCAUCAGGAGACUCUAGAGCAGCUCCAGAAACUCCAGCUCCAGAUCUCAGAGGCAAAGAUCUCGAGCUUCGCUCCCGAGAAUCAAAGGCCAUCUUCGGAAGCAGGCUUCUCGGAACCUCGAGAGGAGCUACUGGCUUCAGUCGACUCUGACUUUUCUCCUCGACCCAACUUGAGCCGGCGAGGCUCGAUGCAGUACAUUCCUCACCGUUCCAACGGUGAGGACUCGCCAUCGAGAGCAGACGAACAACUGACCCUUAAUAGAAGAGCGAGCUCUUUUUUUGGGUACAACCCGCGACAGGGAGGCCCAGACUCACCGUCUGGGCGGGAAAGACCGCGCUCCUUGUCACAGUCUUUAUCGCAGGAGCUCUCUUCGGCCACUUCUUCCACUGCUAUAGCCAGUCGCAGCAACAGCAUCAGCACCGGCAGCAGAGCUCCUCGACCACUAUCGCUUUCCGGAUCAUCGACAAUCUCCUUUUCGGUACCGCCGUCGCCGACGAUGACGCAGCAAUCCCCUGGUGGAAAGCAGCUCGAAGGAAGGUCACCGGCGAGCUAUGAUAGGAAGAAUGCCAUGCUGGAAAAGGGCCUCAUGUCCUUGCAGGAGGUCCUCAAGAAGCGAGAGGCGGAGAUUGCCAGUCUCCAAGCGGCUCUGAAGAGCAGGGAUGCCGAAGGAAGCAAUUCUGCUUCGACGCCUGUGGUCGGCCUCAAUAUCAUCGGUCCAACCACUGAGCCCGUUGUCGAUGAGAGCGAGAUCGCCAGAGACCUCAAGCCCGCUGAGCCAAACAUGAACUUGUUGGGCGCAGGAGGCGUCUCUCCUACGUUGACCGACUACCCCCAAGCCUUCUUUACGCCUGCUCUCGACCGCGACGCCAUUGAAGGGCCUGGGCAGUAUUUUGCCGGCUCGAGCAAAGAAUCCGAAAACGGCUCGCUUCCCUCGACGGCGGUCAGGAGUACGGACACCAGUCGAAUCGAUGAGCUGCUGAGGGCGAUGGCGCACCAGGAAGAGCUGCAUCGAGGCAAGACGGAUGAGCUUGCGGCCCUGCUCGAGGCGGAGAGACAGAUGAGCGAGACGCUCCAGAAGACAGCGGAGGUUCAGUCUGCUGAUCUUGCGGCGGAGAAUGAGAGGCUCAAGGAGCAGCUGGCUGCUCUUGCUAAGAACGACAAGGAGGCCGAUGUCACCAUCGUCAAGGAAGACCAGCCAUCUCAGUCCGCUCCCUCUCAGGAUCGCGACAGCACGAUGAUGGCUCAGGAGGUCCAGCAGCUCCGCCAGGCCCUUGCCGACAGCCAAGAUGAGCUAACGCAGCGGGAGCGCGCUUUCGAAGAGAAGCUCAAAGCGAUCAGCGACCAGGCCUCCCUGCAAGUCGAGGCGCCCAACGCGCCCGCCGCCAUUCCAGUAGAUGGAGAUUUGUCAGAUCAGGAGAAGGAAGCGGAAGGUGCAGCCGCAGCAGCAGUAGCACGACUGACUGAGGAGCACCAGUCUGCUCUUGAAGGCGCAAGGGCAGAGCAUCUAGCCGCUAUGGACUCGAUGAAGGCGGAGCAUCAGAGUGCCCUGGAGUCGGCAAAGGCACAGGGACAGGCUGCACUCGAGGCGAACGGGGCGGAGCAUCAGACAAAUCUGCAUCAGAUGAAGGCGGAGCAUCUGGCAGCACUGGCAACAAAGAGGGCAGAGCAUCAGCUUGUACUGGACUCGUUGAAGACAGAGCACGAAACGGCACUAGAGAGGACAACCGCUCAACAUGAGACUGCCCUGAAGUCCUUGAAGGCCGAUCAUCAGACAGCGUUGGAGACGGCAAAGGCGGAUCACCAGAGUAUCACCGACAAGCUGAUCGGGGAACACUCCGAGGCUGACGCGUCAAGCAGGAGCGCUCAAGGCGCCGCUUUGCAACAGGCUCAAGAAGCGCAUGAAGCGGCUCUUGCUCGUAUUUUAUCCGAAAAGGAUGCUGCUGUUGCGGAUCUGCGAAGUCUACUUGACCAGCAGCUCACCACUCUGGAGGAAGAGCAUGCACAAGCGUUGAGCAGUCAGCUGGCUGAGAGAGACGCGGCACAUCAAGCAAGUCUCGCAGAGUUGACGAAUCAGAUGCAGGCAAAGGUGCACGAACAUGAGAAGGCCCUCGCUGACCUGAAGAGCCAACACGAAGAAGCUCUCGCUGAGUCGAAGCUGCAGCACGAACAAGCCUUCGCCAAGCACCGCGUGGAAGCAGAAGCUGGAAUUGCUGCCACUGCAGCUGCUGUGGCCAAGGAUCUUCGCUCGUCCACCGAUUCUGCAGCCACCGUUGACUCUGAGCACCGGGCUGCCCUUGCCAGCCUCGAGGCAAAAGCAAAUGCCGAGCGCCAUCGUAUGCUGGCUGAUGUCCACAACCUUCAUCAAACAGAGAGGCAACGCAUGAUGGAGGAACAUGAAGCCAAACUCGAGUCUCUCCGCCAGGCGCACGAACAGGAAGUCGCGUCAUUAUCUCGCCGUCUUUCUGGCCUGUACGAUGUGAAUGGCAAAUUCGUGGACGUUGACGGUCUGCGAAACGAGCUGAUGGAGACAGGCGACGCUCUGGUCAUUCUGGAGGACGCGCUCACCAGCGUUUCUGCUGAAAGAGACGAGCUUGUCGAGGAGCUCAAUCGCCUCCGUUCCGAAGGCGGCGACAACCAAGCAGAGGAAUUCAAAGCCGAGGCGGCUGAGCUCCGAAGGGAGAUGGUGACCUACAGGCACAACCUGACGAACCUAAAGACGGAGCUGCAGCGCAGUAAGAAUGAGGUGCAGGCCAUCACGGAAGAGCGAACGAAGCUGGAGCAGCAAUUGCGGGAUCUGCAAGAGGAUGCUGCGGGUGGAAAGAGCUUCCUUCCGCGUCUCAGCGAGGAACAGGACGCCGAUGUCACACUGGGCGAUACUACCGUAUCCUCACCUGGCCCAUCUACACCUGUAGGCACCCCCGCUAUGGUUGGUCGGAGAUCAAUGCCACCGCCCACCCCUCCUCCCAAGGUUCCACCGCCUCCCACUCCACCUACGUCUGGCAGUGGUGCUGGUGGAACGCUGCCUCGCAGUUCGAUUCCUCUGGCUGCCCGCACAUCCCUCUCCUCUCUGAUGACAAGGGCCGAGUCACCAGGACCCACAACGCCUACUGGUACCAUUGGCACGAGCGCCUUGACUCGCUCUUCCUCCGGCGGAUCCAGACACACCUCCAUGGCCAGCAUCAAUCUGAACAACCUUGGCAGCCAAGAGGCCAAGAAGCUCCUCACGGAGCAGGGCGAGGAGCUCAGGCAGCUGGCCAAGCAGCUCUCGCACUGCGAGGCCGAUCUGCAGGCCAACAUCGAUCUGGUCACCACCCUCGAGGCCGCGUUGAAUGACUCGGAGCGCAACUUGCGCAAGUCGCGCGUGCAGCUCGGCGAAGUUACACGGGAACGCGAUCGCUAUGCCUCUCAAACGGAGGAUCUGCGAACGCAAUUACAGGCUUCGCAGAAGGAGGUGGAUAGUGUGAGGAGCAGCACAUUGGUAGAGAAGCAGGACUAUGAGCAAAAGAUUCGAGCAGAGAGGAUGGCAAAGGAGAAGGCUGCUAGGGAUCUUGAGGCGAGGUUGGAGGAGGUGAAUAGGAAGAAGUCGAGUAAGCUCUUUUGCUUGUGAGGGCGGGACUAGGGGGAGAUUUGUAAGGAGGCGGAGUAGAGCGCAAGCACCAGCCUAGCGGUGCGAUAGACGGUCUCUAUUAUUUUCCCUUAGAUGUGUGCAUCAUACCAUGUCGCUCCCUUCAUACCUGCUCCUUUCUCAUAGCGGUCCUUUGUCACUCUUUUGUCACACUUCAUU